AUGGAUAUUCCGGUAGACGCACAGGAGGUUGGUUUGCCGCCGAUUGAGUCGUUCGCAAACUGCCAGUAUCAUGUGCGUGUCAGUGGAACAACGGAAUUAGACAAACGUGUGAUGUCGUUUGUGGAUAACCUUUGGGGGUUCGAGGUGACCGGCGGAGUUGAUCAGUUCGAGCCAUUGACGGUUAUUUCCGUCAAGCGGGAAGGUUUGGCUAGACGCGCAGGUAUCCGGGUCAAUGAUGUGAUCACCAAAAUUAACGAAACAAAUGCUGACAAGCUCACGUUGGCCCAAGCGCAGGAACUGAUUGCGGAGUCUGGUCGAACAGUGAAAAUCUUUGUUAGAGGAGAAGUCGAGGAGGAAAGCGAAGAUGAAAUGACCGUUGAUUUUUGGUUCAAACCUUUUGGUUUCUUUUCCUCAGUAAGCGAUGCGGAACGGGCUUUGCUGGAUUGGGAAGCACGAAUGCGAGCUAAUCGAAACCCGGACAAAUGGAAUGGACUGUGGCCGUGGAAUGAUCGAAGGAAGGUGAUCUACAAGGAGUCCAAUUGCUACAUGGUGCCAAGUGUUGCCGAGGAAAAGCGAGAGCGGGAGCUCAAGCUACGAGUAUCCGAAGCGGACUACAAAAAACAUCUGGAAAACGAAAAGGCAGAAUCCGAACGAAAGCUCGAGGAACAACGGCUAGAAGAGGCUAAGAAAGCCGAAGAGGAACGACGAAUCGAAGAGGAAGCAUUUUUCGCUAAAUUUGAAGCGGAACAAAGACGUUUAGAAGAGCAAAACCCUCAGACGGCUCAGGAAACUGAUCAAUAUAUUGAAGAGUUGUUGCAACAGGAAGAGCUACGAACAGCUGACUUUGAGGUUGAAGUGAGCACUGACUUUCCGACGGAGGACCAUUGA
Sabethes cyaneus is the source of this 888-nucleotide messenger RNA. RefSeq lists its product as uncharacterized. The record is from RefSeq and is a predicted model, not a curated record. Gene Ontology annotation, biological process: muscle structure development; actin cytoskeleton organization. NCBI's taxonomy places the organism in Eukaryota, Metazoa, Arthropoda, Insecta, Diptera, Culicidae. Gene Ontology annotation, cellular component: adherens junction; stress fiber; filamentous actin. Bases 1 to 888 code for a protein of 295 amino acids. Gene Ontology annotation, molecular function: muscle alpha-actinin binding; actin binding. The transcript has 5 exons.